AGGCUUAUCAGCUGAUGCUGACAUUGCUGACACUGGUGACAGUGACAGAUAAAAUACUUAUAUAGACAAGUAGGAUCACCAGUAGAAUGUGUAUUUAGUUGUUUGAUCAUAAUUUUGCCUGUUUAGAAUUGUGAAUACGAUUUUUAACAUUGACAUUUUAUUAUCUGUGAAGCUAUUGUAUUUUACUUUCAACAAGUACGUCGCAAUGGAUAAAAUUUCUAAAAUAAUUAUAAAACCUUUAGAAAAGUCUAUCUACUUAAAACCAUAUACAAUGCAUUUCACUCAGAAUGGUUCUAAAAGGACAUGGGAUUUACUUACUGUUCAUGAUAGUGUCGCUAUAGUUAUAUAUAAUACAACAAGAAACGUACUUAUAUUUGUAAAGCAGUUCCGACCAGCAGUAUAUUAUGGUAGCAUUCCAGUAGAAGAUAGAAAAGGAGAAGGUGAAGUAGACAUCCAAAAGUAUCCUCCAGAAAAUGGAAUUACUAUAGAAUUAUGUGCAGGGAUAGUAGAUAAACUAUUACCAUUAGAAGAAAUUGCCAAGGAAGAAAUUUUAGAAGAAUGUGGAUAUGACGUUCCCAUAAAUAAAUUGGAGAAAAUAGGAUCGUAUUGUUCAGGAGUUGGUACAUCCGGAAGUUUACAAACCGCUUUUUAUUGUGAAGUCAGAGAUGAAAUGAAGGUUGCUGCAGGUGGAGGAGUAGAAGAUGAAAUUAUAGAUGUUAUAGAAAUGACUGUUGAUGAAGUAAAAAAAUAUAUAUCUCAAAAUCAUAUUAGGAGUCCACCAAGUUUUAUGUUUGGUAUAUUGUGGUUUUUAUAUAACAAAAAGGAAUAAAGAAUUCUAAUGUGAAUACACAUUUAUCUUGAGUGUGUUCAAUUUAAAUUUUAAGUGCUCGUCUAACAGUCGGUGCUUACAUGUAAUUAUUUUCAUCGAAAUAUUUUAAAUUAUUUUUGCACAUAUUGGUAAAAGAAUCAUGUAGCAAAACAUAGAGCAAAACUAAUUAUACAUAGACAUUUGUAGCAAUUAGUUCAUACUUGGCCCUUUUUGCUUGCACUACCCUCCACCUUACAACAUCCGUAGGUACAACGGAAAUUUGUUUUCAAAUUUUAAUGACGUGCGGGACUUUAACCCACUGUGGUAGGACCAGCCUGACCUGACGUCAACGGGAGUAGCGAGGCCUUAACCACGUGGCUACCACUGCCCCCCUUAUUACUAUCCAUUACUCCAUUUAAUAUAACCUUUUACAGAGAGAUAGACUUUCAGAGGUGUAUUUUUUUCUUUACGUGAAAACAGUUACAAAUCUUUUUUAUUUUGAAUAUGUCCUAUGUCUACAAAUAUAAAAUUUAAAAUCUUUAUAACUGAGUUAGGCUCUCUGAAUCUAAUUCUGAUAGUGUUUGCUUUGUUUAAAGAAUUACAAACAUUUUCUUGGGGACCACUAAGUACGUAUUAAUUUAAGAAUUAACGUUUAUGCAUAUGUCUGAUAUUCUGUAAAAUAAAUAUUUCCCUAUACGACAAAUAGAUAAUAUGGAAACAUUGAA
Anoplophora glabripennis (Asian longhorned beetle) is the source of this 1533-nucleotide messenger RNA. RefSeq names its product uridine diphosphate glucose pyrophosphatase. Gene Ontology annotation, biological process: ribose phosphate metabolic process; nucleoside phosphate metabolic process. The transcript has a single exon. Bases 206 to 829 code for a protein of 207 amino acids. Gene Ontology annotation, molecular function: metal ion binding; UDP-sugar diphosphatase activity. NCBI's taxonomy places the organism in Eukaryota, Metazoa, Arthropoda, Insecta, Coleoptera, Cerambycidae. The record is from RefSeq and is a predicted model, not a curated record.